AUGUGGCCUUGGUUUUAUAUGGUGCUUAUUGCACAAGCCCUGUCUACAACAAUAUUUGCAUGUCCAUCACAAUGCUCGUGUAAAUGGAAAGGCGGCAAACAAACAGUGGAAUGUCCAGAUAAGAAUUUGCCAUCUCUUCCGGAAGGUAUAGAUCCAGGUACCCAAGUUCUGGAAUUUUCCGGAAACGACUUGCACACGUUACACAAAGAACGUUUUCUUCGUCUAGAUUUGAUUAACCUCCAAAAGAUUUUCAUGGCGCGUUGCAGGAUUACUCGAAUAGAUGAGCAUGCAUUUAAAGGUCUUUCCAACCUAGUAGAAUUGGAUUUAUCUCAAAAUUUGUUGAGUUCGGUUCCCACUGAUACUUUUUCUGAUUAUCCUUCUCUUAUGAGGCUAUCCUUGAGCGAAAAUCCAAUAAGAGCUUUGAAGAAAGCUUCUUUUAAGCAUUUGAAUUUUUUGACAACUUUGGAAUUAAGUAACUGCCAGAUAGAACUGAUAGAAGAUGAAGCAUUUUUCGGUUUGGAUAAUUUGGAAUGGCUUCGAUUAGAUGGCAAUAGAUUAGCCGCAAUACGAGGUUCUCAUAUAUUACCAGAAUCUUUACAUGGGAUAGAUUUGCAUCACAAUCGUUGGCAUUGCGAUUGUAGGCUAUUAGAUUUGCAUAAAUGGUUAAUGACAUCUAAGGUGCCAAUAACAGAAGAUCCAAAAUGUAGCACACCGAAUCGACUAAUUGCUCAUAGUGUUAAAACGUUAGGUCCAAAUGACUUGGCUUGCUUACCAGAUGUAUCGCCAACAACACUUUACUUAGAAAUCAACGAGGGUAAAAAUUUGUCACUUCUCUGCAGAGUAUCAGCUAUUCCGGAGGCAACUGUUUCAUGGUGGUUUCAAGGGCAAAUACUACAGAAUGAUUCAUAUGUUGCACCUGGUUUACAUCUAUAUUACUACAUUGAAGAAGGCGGAGAAGAUAAACGUAGUGAAUUAUUUAUUUAUAAUGCUAAUUCAGAUGAUAACGGAACUUUUGUAUGCGUAGCUGAAAACCCCGCAGGUAGAUCCCAUUCAAAUUACACUAUACGAGUGAUAGUUCGACAGGAGCCUGUUAUGGUCGUUGUAUCUUUUCCCUUUGAAUAUGUCGUAGCCGCUAUAGUUGCAGCUGGGGUGGUGAGCCUGAUUGCAAUAUUAUGCAUCAUAACAACUAUUAUCAGAUGCAGAACGAAUGUAGAGCGAUUUAAAUAA
Ctenocephalides felis (cat flea) is the source of this 1227-nucleotide messenger RNA. RefSeq names its product leucine-rich repeat-containing protein 4C-like. Gene Ontology annotation, molecular function: protein binding. Lineage: Eukaryota; Metazoa; Arthropoda; Insecta; Siphonaptera; Pulicidae. The record is from RefSeq and is a predicted model, not a curated record. The coding region runs from base 1 to 1227 and encodes 408 amino acids. The transcript has a single exon.